Molecule: messenger RNA, 1189 nt
Organism: Dipodomys spectabilis (banner-tailed kangaroo rat)
Lineage: Eukaryota; Metazoa; Chordata; Mammalia; Rodentia; Heteromyidae
Gene: Cideb
Product: cell death inducing DFFA like effector b
Exons: 5
Coding region: 115-774 (219 amino acids)
Biological process (GO): apoptotic process; regulation of apoptotic process
Source: RefSeq, a predicted model, not a curated record
CUCACCAAGGUCCUAGCUUUGUAACAGAAAAAUAACACUUUAGCCCCUGCACAGCAGACAAUCACCCGACUCUGAAGCCACGGGGAAGCAACUCUCCCACUCCUUCCCUCUACCAUGGAGUAUCUCUCAGCCUUAAAUCCCAAUGGCCUACUGAGGUCAGUGUCUAACAUUAGCUCGGAGUUAGGCCGAAGGGUCUGGACUUCAGCUCCACCACCCCAGCGACCUUUCCGUGUUUGUGACCACAAGCGGACAAUCCGGAAAGGCCUGACAGCAGCCACUUAUGGGGAAUUGCUAGAUAAGGCACAGGAGAUGCUGCUGCUGCAUGGAGUGCUAACAUUGGUGCUGGAGGAGGAUGGAACUGCAGUGGAGAGUGAAGACUUCUUCCAGAUGCUGGAAGAUGACACAUGCCUGAUGGUGCUGGAGCAGGGGCAGAGCUGGAGUUCCACCAAGAGCAGGGUGCUGACAUAUGGCCUGGGCCGAGAAAAACCGAAGCACAGCAAGGACAUCGCACGCAUCACCUUUGACGUAUACAAGCAAAGUCCCCGAGACCUCUUUGGCAGCCUGAAUGUCCAAGCCACAUUCUAUGGACUCUACUCCAUGAGUUGUGACUUUCAAGGAGUUGGUCCCAAGAAAGUACUCAGAGAGCUCCUUCGUUGGACCUCCUCACUGUUACAAGGCCUGGGCCAUAUGUUGCUGGGAAUUUCCUCCACCAUUCGCCACAUAGUGGAGGGGGCUGAGCAGUGGCACCGGCAGGGUCGCCUCCAUUCUUACUGAGGUGCUGAGCUUCUAGCCUGACUCAUUCCAUGAGAUACAUUGAGAAGAUUAUGACAUCAUGCUUUGGGACCUGCAGAUAGUGAAAGCUAGAUAACUCACUUGAUUUUUUCCCCACUGUCCUCUGAUCCCACUUAACAGAACCUGUCAGCAUAGUUCCUUACUCCUCUAGUCUGUACCUUUUUCUGAAGAAUGCUGUUUUACAUGUAUCUCCACCCUCCCGCCCGCUCUGAAAGGCCACAAACCUAUCCUCACAUAUCCCAAUCCUAUCCUGACUGUUGCUACCUCUAGAUCCAUACUAACUCCUAAGAUCCCCAAGCAAUGAUAGCCCUGACAUUACCUGAAGAUUUCUUAUCUUCAUAUUUUUCUCCUAAAAAAGAAAAACAUUUCCAAUAAAAACAUAAAAAUGUUUACCAAU